This is a messenger RNA of Plasmodium gaboni, 2106 nucleotides long. Its product is annotated as putative WD-repeat protein. Gene Ontology annotation, biological process: regulation of DNA double-strand break processing. NCBI's taxonomy places the organism in Eukaryota, Apicomplexa, Aconoidasida, Haemosporida, Plasmodiidae. Bases 1 to 2106 code for a protein of 701 amino acids. Gene Ontology annotation, molecular function: protein binding. The record is from RefSeq and is a predicted model, not a curated record. The transcript has a single exon. Gene Ontology annotation, cellular component: site of double-strand break; nucleus.
AUGGAUAGUGAAGAUGUUGUAGGAGAUGACGAGUACCUGGAUGAAUUUUCUGAAGAAGGAGAUUCGAACGAAUUUCUUAGUGAGGAUGAGAAAGAUAGUAAUGAUUCAAAGAAUGAAAAAUUAGAUAGAAGAAAUGAUUUGUAUGAAGAAAAGAUAGGUGAUGAUAAGAAAGAAUGUGAUAGGAAUAAUAUAUAUAAUAGUAAUAAUAAUAAUAUUUGUGAUAUAUUUAAUUUUAAGGAAGAAGUUUUAAGUAUUCAUAAAAAGAAUAUAUGUUGUAUAAAAUUAAUACGAAAUGGUAGUAAUUUAAUAAUAUCAGGAAAUGAUAAUAAUGUUAGAAUAUAUGAAUUUAAGAAUAUGAAUCGACAUGAAAAGAGAUAUACAAAGUUGAUAAGUGUAGAAGAAGGAUCUAUUAUUCAAUCAUUAGAUGCUAGAGAUAAUUAUAUUUUGAUAGCACAUGGAAAUAAAUGUUUUGUAUAUAAUAAAAAUGGAGAAUAUAUACAAAAUAGUAUACGAGGUGAUAUGUAUAUUAAAGAUGUAAAUAAAACAAAAGGACAUACAAGACAAAUUAAUUGUUGUAAAUUUCAUCCAUUAAAUGAACAAAUUUUUAUAAGUGGUAGUCUAGAUAGUACAUUAAGAAUAUGGAAUAUGACAACAGAUAAUAAUGUAUAUGGAUUAGAUAAAGAACUGGUUCAUUUUCAAUGUAUAAAAAUAGUGAAUGAGAAAAAUUUAUUAUCAAAUAAUAUUAUAUCUUGUGAUUUUACAAAGGAUGCAAAUUCAAUUAUUAUUGGUUGUUCUAAUGGAUUUAUUGACAUAAGAAAUAAAAUAUCUAAUGAUUAUAUAUAUAACUAUAAAUCUAGUGAUUAUUAUAUAAAAAAAGAUAUUAGUCAUAAAGAUUCUAUAAUUGAUAUAUUGACAUGUAAAAAAAAUAAAAAUAAUUUUUUUACACGUAGUAUGGAUAAAACCAUAAAAUAUUGGGAUAUAAGAAAUCUUCAUUUAUGUCUUCAUACUAUUGAAGAUGUAUCGACAAUAUAUGAAAAAAGUAAUAUGUCUUGUUUUCAUAAUGAUAAAUAUUUAAUUAUAGGUACACAACAAAAAAAAAAAAAAAAUAUAAAUCCUAUUCAAAUAGAUCAUAAUAUUAAUUAUCUAUCAAGUGAUGAAGAUCAUAAAAAGAGUAAGCUUAAUAUAAAAUAUCAUCAAAAAGUUGAAGAUUUUGAAAAUUCACAAAUGGAUUAUGAUUUUACAGAUGAGUGUAAUAUAAAAAAAAAAUAUAAAAAUAUAAAAGGAGAAGAAAAAAAUAAUAAUCUUUUUAAUAAUAAUUAUAUUAAAGUUUAUAAAGGUGAUGAAGAUAUGAAUAAUUUUUUAACAGAAAUGUCAUCAUUAAAUAAAAUAGAAAAAAAUAUUUUUGGAUCCAUACAAAUAUAUGAUAUAGAAAAUAAUUUUAAUUUAGUUUAUACUAAAAAUUAUGAACGUUCAGGUAUUAUAUGUACAUAUUAUGAUGAAUAUAUAAAACAACUAUUUUUAGGAACAACUGAUGGAACAUGUCUUAUAUAUUAUGAUGAAAAUUCAAAGAAAGGAGUAUUAGAUUAUUUACAACAAAAAAGUUAUAAAAGAAAAGAGGAAUCAAAAGAAAACUCCUUUUUUUAUAUGAAAAAUGAUAAUAUAUAUAACUUAGAUAAUUUACCUAAUCAAAUACAAAUUACACAAUCAGGAAAUGUUAUUAUUAAAAAAAAUAAUCUAAAUAAUAAAAAAAUCAAAAUAAAUCCAACUGUUAAAUCAUUAUAUGAAAAUGCAUAUGAAAAAAAAAGUAAUGUUAAUGCAUAUUCUAAGUUUAUUACACAUGAUAAUAAUGAUAAUUUAAAUUAUAAUCAUCAUACAAAUAAUCACUCAACUAUAAACGAUGAUAACAUAGUUGAAGUCUUACGAAAUAGAGAAUUAAAUAAAAAAGGAGAUGACUAUUUUAUGAAGGCUUAUAAAUACACACAACCAAAUAAAAUUAUUGAUUAUUCUUCAGAGGAGGUGCAGGAAUAUUCAAAUAUUUUAAAGAGACCUAAAUGCCCUCAAUGUGGAAUAAAAAAUUGUGUUUGCGGGUAUAUGAAAAAUAAGUGA